CGAGAACACAGCAGCAGCGAAUCCACGGCUGCAAGUUUUGAUGAGAACGAAUUUGGUGCCGUCGAUGAGUGCGAGAGAAGCGGAGACUCGGUGCUGAAGACACGGGGUAUCAAGUGUGGUUUUGCGGUCCCCCGUCUGACCGAGAAACAUGAAAGUCCUAGCCUGCGUGGUCGUAUUCCUGGUCGCGUCCACCUAUGCGCAAGGGGGUAAGAAGUCUGACGAGCCGUGCAAUGGGCGAGACUGCAGCAGAGGAUGUCAGUGCAACCCAGAGAAGGGCAGCCGGGGUCGUCCUGGACCCCUGGGUGAGGUGGGUCCCAGUGGAGCUGAGGGGCCUCGGGGAGGACCCGGGCACAUGGGGCCCAAAGGAGAGAAGGGCCACAUCGGACUGAAGGGGCCAUCCGGACCCAAGGGAGACAAGGGGCCUAUGGGUGUGCCCGGCUUCUCAGGAAAUGAUGGUGUGCCUGGCCACCCCGGCGCUGAUGGUCCAAGGGGUCCCCCGGGUCUUGAUGGCUGUAAUGGGACGAGAGGCGAGCCUGGGGACCCCGGCUAUGGCAUUGGACCACCUGGAAAUCCUGGACCUGCUGGAAUAGUUGGACCAAAAGGACAGAAAGGAGAGCCUGUUUACAUCUCUGACAAUGGUGGCACGAGUUUACCAGGAUUUCCAGGAUCCAAUGGCCCACCUGGAGUACGCGGCCCCGAUGGUGGACCUGGAGCUCCUGGACCAAUUGGACCCAAUGGAUAUCCUGGCCUGCCUGGUCCUCCCGGUCCUCCAGGGCCCAUGGGAAGUCAUGGUGAAGGAUAUUGGGGAGAAAAGGGAGACAAGGGUGACGUUGGUCUUCCUGGUCCGAGUGGCUCCACUGGAGAUGAACCUUUAGUCAGCGAACAGACCCUCACCAUUUACAAAGGAGACAGGGGUGACCCAGGUCCAAAGGGAAUUCGUGGAUUCCCUGGUACCCCGGGGCGACCUGGACCAUUUGGAUAUCCUGGAUUGGUUGGAGAGAAAGGAAUCCCAGGAUAUCCAGGCGCACGUGGCCCACCUGGUUUUAAUGGACCUCCUGGUGGUCCAGGUCAGCAGGGAUACAGAGGCAAUCCAGGCUAUCCAGGGGCCCCAGGAAUCCCAGGAGGAAAGGGAGAGCAAGGAGAACCCGGAUUUCCAGGACCCCCAGCGUAUGUCACCGAUUUGGGCACUGCUGUUCAAGGUCCACCUGGAGACAACGGCCGUCCUGGGAUCCCUGGUCCCCGCGGCGACCAAGGUCCUCCAGGAUUUCCUGGCCUUCCCGGAGUUCCAGGAACAUACACAGGAAUUGGAGCACGUGGAGCCCCAGGUUUCCCUGGUACACCAGGUCCAAAGGGAGAGAAGGGCAGCCCAGGUAUCCCAAGCUACGGCCCCGAGGGUCAGUCCGGCUCCCCUGGACUCCCAGGACAACCCGGAGUUGCUGGACCCCCUGGACCCUCUGGACCUGGUAUAGGUGGAAUUGCUACCCCAGGAGAGCCUGGACUGCCGGGGGCCAGAGGAGAGCCAGGAAGCCCUGGGUUUAAAGGAGUCAGAGGUGAUGUUGGAGACUGUGCCUGUGCUGGGGGCGGUGUUCCGGGGACCCCAGGCGCUGAGGGACCCCCCGGACCCACUGGGUCCCCUGGGUUUCCUGGAGCAAAGGGAGAACCCGGAGACGGAGGAGCGCCAGGAUUCAACGGACUUCAAGGACCUCCAGGCCCAGCUGGACCUCGUGGUGGAUUUGGGCGUAAAGGAGAGAAGGGUGCUUCAUAUUAUCCCAGUCAGGGUUUGGGGGUGAAAGGCGAGAUUGGAGCCCAGGGACCCAGAGGACCCACCGGAGAGACUGGAAAACCAGGCAGAGACGGACUGCCCGGUUUCCCCGGAGCCGUCGGACCUCCUGGCGAUGCUGGUUAUGGCACAGUCGGUGAAAAGGGCUUCGCAGGAUUCCCCGGUCCAAAGGGUCUUCCUGGAGGUCCCGGAGAGCCAGGGGUGGGCUACGCAGGGACCCCCGGAUACAGAGGCGAGCCUGGGGACCCUGGUAUCCCUGGAUUCCCUGGAACACCCGGAGUCCCUGGAGAGAAAGGCACCAAUCUUCCCUGCACUAUUCCUGGAGAACCUGGAGAGCCCGGUUAUCCUGGUAUCCCGGGGCGACCAGGGCCUAAGGGACAGCCUGGGUCCAGUGGAAACCCAGGGCGUCCUGGUUUUGAUGGAACAAAAGGAGAAAGAGGAGACCCAGGUUACGGAGGCCAGCCAGGACCACAAGGUUUCCCUGGACCCAGAGGAGACCCUGGUAUUCCGGGUGUACCAGGAACCAGUUUGAAUGGAGCGAGGGGAAAGGACGGUGUGCCUGGUAUUCCUGGAGCGAAGGGCCAACCUGGAGAUGUGCUGGGGGCCACUCCUGGACCACCAGGGCUCAAUGGCUUUCCUGGGGCCCCUGGAGACAAGGGCCUGCCUGGGACCCCCGGAGGACCUGGUGCACCUGGUUUGGAUGGGCGUAAUGGUGUUCCCGGAUUGAAGGGAGAGCGAGGAGUUGAUGGUGCACCAGGUUUCCCCGGAGCUCAGGGACCUCCAGGAGAAUACACAGGAGGGGUCCCAGGACGGCGAGGAGAACCUGGUCCCAAAGGACUGAGCGGACCCCCAGGUUAUCCCGGUCGUAAAGGAGACAGGGGAGAUCCAGGAUUCCCGGGCCCCUCUGGCAUGAAGGGCACUCCGGGUCUGCCUGGCAUCCCAGGGAGCCCCGGACCCCAAGGACCCCCCGGACUCCCCGGACCUGGCACCGUUCCCGGAAUCCCUGGAAUACCAGGUGUCAAGGGUGAGAGAGGUUUCCCAGGCUUAAUGGGUUUCCCUGGACUCCCUGGUCGUCCUGGAUCUCCCGGUUUUCCGGGUGGGAAGGGUUUUCCGGGAGACCCCGGAAGAAACGGACGGGACGGGGGCCCUGGAUUCACUGGACCUAAAGGUGAGAGAGGGUACCCCGGCCGCCCUGGUCCCCCCGGUGUGGCCCCUCCCUCUCUGCUUGUGGAGAAGGGAGAUUACGGAAACCCCGGUAGCAGUGGUUUUCCUGGAUUCACUGGACCCAGAGGUGACAAAGGUCUGCCGGGCCUGCCUGGUCGUCAGGGUCUACCGGGACUUCCUGGUUUUGCGGAGCAGAGUAAGGGUCUUCCUGGAGUUCCUGGUCUCUCUGGGAUACCAGGAACACCAGGCUUCCCCGGACCCAAAGGAGAGGCCGGCAUCAAUGGUUUCCCUGGGGGGGCUGGACCAAGGGGUGAUGAUGGUGCUCCUGGUUUGCCUGGUAAUCCUGGAGAGCCUGGUCGUCCUGGUGCUAAAGGUCUUCCUGGAGAUUCUUUUGGAGGAUAUCCAGGAGGCCCCGGACCCAAAGGACUCCCCGGAGAGCCAGGCUUCUCAGGAGGCCGUGGGCUGGAUGGAGCUCGUGGAGAUGAUGGUUUUCCAGGAAGUCCAGGAUUCCCCGGAUCCAAAGGACAGCCUGGAGAACCUGGAGGCCCUGGAAUAACAGGUUCCCCUGGUUUCCCUGGUCCCAAAGGUCUUCCGGGAUACCCAGGACCAAGAGGCUCAGACGGGUUACCUGGAGGUCCAGGUGGACCUGGAGGACCUGGAGCUAAAGGUUUGCCUGGUUCCCCUGGUUUGGAUGGACUUAAUGGACUCCCAGGACCUAAAGGACUUCCAGGAACGCCAGGUACCAGUUUAGGAGGUCGUCCCGGAACUCCAGGUAUCCCCGGACAGAAGGGAGAGAGAGGCGUGUCUUUCCCAGGAAUCCCAGGAUUCAAUGGGGCUAAAGGAGAAAGGGGAGCGCCAGGUGGUCCUGGACUGCCAGGUUUCCCCGGUCGCCCUGGUCCACCUGGUCCCACUGCUGUGUCCAGUGCUGUGGGUCCACUCGGAGAUCCUGGUCUGCCUGGUUUGGAUGGAGAAUAUGGUUUCCAGGGCCCCCCCGGUCCCCCUGGUCCCCCUGGCCCAGGCACCUCUCAGGGAGAUAGAGGCGAUUCCGGUCUCCCUGGUUUUCCUGGAACUCCGGGACAGAAAGGAGAGCCUGGUUUGCCUGGAGGCCCUGGUGCCCCUGGGAGUACUGGGUUCAAAGGAGAGAGAGGUGAACCUGGAUUCAGCGGUGGUUCUGGUCUGAAAGGAUUUUCUGGAGAUCCUGGAUAUUACGGAGGAAAAGGACCAAAAGGAUUUAGAGGUCCCCCUGGUCGCAAGGGUCCCCCUGGUCUCACCCUCCCAGCCCCCCCUAUCACUCGGCCUCUGUACGGAGACAUGGGCGUGGCUGGAGAGUCCGGAGGUUCUGGAUCACCUGGAGAGCCUGGUCAGCCUGGCCUCCCUGGACGCCCAGGUCCUAAGGGGCGCCUCGGUUCUGUGGGCAGAUUGGGUAGACCCGGGUCUCCUGGUUCCCCUGGUUUCCUUGGUGAUGCUGGACCUCCUGGAUUCCCUGGACCAAAUGGAGAGCAAGGUUUACCUGGAGCACCUGGUCGCCCUGGACCCCCCGGAGCAGUGGGCCGCAGUUACAGUAUUGGCUACACGAUGGUGAAGCACAGUCAGAACUCCCAGAUCCCCAUGUGCCCCCAGGGCAUGGCCAAACUGUGGGAUGGAUACAGUCUGCUCUAUGUGGAGGGACAGGAGAAGGCUCAUAACCAGGAUCUAGGUCAGCCAGGCUCUUGUCUCCCUCGCUUCAGCACCAUCCCAUUCCUUUACUGUUCUCCAAACGAGGUGUGUUAUUACGCCAGCCGCAAUGAUAAGUCCUAUUGGCUCUCCACCACCGCCCCCAUCCCCAUGAUGCCUGUGGCUGAAGACCAGAUACGGCCCUACAUCAGCAGAUGUGCGGUGUGUGAAGCUCCGUCCCAGGCUGUGGCGGUCCACAGUCAGGACACCACCAUCCCCAACUGCCCCGCGGGCUGGAGGAGUCUCUGGAUCGGAUACUCGUUCCUCAUGCACACCGCAGCUGGGGCAGAGGGUGGCGGGCAGUCCCUGGUCUCUCCUGGCUCAUGUCUGGAGGACUUCCGGGCGACGCCUUUUAUUGAAUGCAAUGGGGGCAAAGGGACGUGCCAUUACUUCGCCAACAAGUACAGCUUCUGGCUCACCACGGUGGACCCCCGAGAGGAGUUUAUCUUCUCUCCCAACCCGGACACUCUGAAGGGAGGGCAGGAGCGCUCCAAGGUUAGUCGCUGUCAAGUCUGCAGCAAGAUCUUGUAGUACCGGGAGCGACCACACGGGGGAGACGUUCAAGAACAAAGUGACUGAAAAUGGCGGACAUCUUUGGCAGUGAUGAUGUUUGUGAUGAUGUUUGCCAUGAGGAGUGAAUGGGAGAAAAGAAUUCAAUAUGAGAAAAGUUACACUGCAAA
This is a messenger RNA of Boleophthalmus pectinirostris (great blue-spotted mudskipper), 5337 nucleotides long. It is a transcript of the gene col4a6, whose product is annotated as collagen, type IV, alpha 6. Gene Ontology annotation, molecular function: extracellular matrix structural constituent. The transcript is spliced from 47 exons. The record is from RefSeq and is a predicted model, not a curated record. Gene Ontology annotation, cellular component: collagen trimer. The coding region runs from base 149 to 5188 and encodes 1679 amino acids. NCBI's taxonomy places the organism in Eukaryota, Metazoa, Chordata, Actinopteri, Gobiiformes, Gobiidae.